ACUUUUCAGAUAGAAGCACCAGCUACACAACCUGUAGUCGCAUCUCAAACGGUUGAGGUAACUUGUGCAUUUUCUUCACCAAUUGAAGAAAAAGAUUCAGAGUUUACAAACCAAACCGAGGAAUCGACAAAAGAAAUUCGUUCUUUGAUUCAAGAACUUAUAGAUAUAGUUGUAAACAGCUUCACAGACGACGUUUCAAAGUCAGACACACUUCAAGACGAUACAGAACUUGAGUGUGAAAAUACUGACGAAUUACUCUUACCAGAAUCCCCAGUUUUCGAACUAAAACGUAAAGAGAGCAAUCUCAGUCAAGAGAAUAUCUACUCCAGCUGCGAAUCCUGCGCUACUGGCAUUACUGUAAUUGAGGUGAAACCAGCGGAUCAGAAUCGUCUUAUCGUCAAAGAAACUACCGAAGUGAAGGUAUCAGUUCAACACAUCGAAACUCCCCAAUUCACGGAAGACAUCAAAGAAGUUAUUUUCGAGGAAAGUAUAACCGUUGAACAAGAACCGCAAAAUUCACCGGUUUUCGUCGAAGACAAAGACGAAAAAUUUGAAAACGUUGAAGAAACAGAAGAAGUACGAGCAAAAGAAGAUUCUUUAACUCUUUUUGAUUCUUCUGCAGAAAUACACACCGAAAAGUUCAACGAAGUUGAAGAAAGAAAGAGGUUUGAUAGUUUAUCAUCCGAGAGUUCGGAAGAGCAAAUAUUAUCCUCUGAUAGCGAUUCUUUGUCAUCCGAGGAUUCGUUUGAAGGAGAAUACGAACUUGAAAUGGAUUCUGGAGGUCGUUACGCCAUCCGGACUCGUCUCGGAGCCAACACAGGGUCCGUGAAGUCCAGGAUACAGGCUAGGGAGUCUCCGGACUUCGCAAAGAGCGCUGAGAGUACUAAAAAAGUUCGGACUACAGUGGAGAGCCGUGUCUUCCGCAAUGCUCCGGACUUAAAGAGCAGGAUGAACAAAUUCGCAUCUAAUGGUGCGAGCAAUGAAAAAAGUCCUCAGAAAGAGGUUAAGAGAAACAGACCCCCUCGCAUCCGGAACACCUCUAAUGGGGAGCAGAAAGAGAACAGGAAGAUAAAGGAGGAGACUCCUAAAGUUGCUGAACCUGAAAAAACUCCAAAACCUGCUGAGAGAAAAUUGAGGAAAACGGAAGACAAGAUUAUCUUAAACGGCUCUUCAAAAAGCAAAACUCCUGUAGAGAGUACCGUUUUCAGAGUAAAAGACGCCAAGUCCGAUAAAAAUGAUGAAAAAUCAUUAACAACGUUUAGUGUCGAAUUCACUGCGGAAAAGUCGUCGGGUUCCGCUUCACCUGCUGAAUCACUGGACCGUAUUGAAACUGCAUCCAACGUUGCCAUCGACGAAAUGAAAUCGUUGUCAAAAUCUCAAAAUGUUGAAGAAACGGAUGAUUCGAAACCUUAUUCGACGAUUCAGAAGGAUAACGCCGACGAAUCUGACAUCACAAAACACAGUGUUGCCGAUAAUGGCGCUUGUGAGGUCACAGAUACCGAUAAAACAAUUGAGAAAUCAGAAUCUUCGACAACAGAAAAAGACGGACAUCUAGCGGCCGAAGAAAAAUUGAUUUCCGAUCAGAAAGAUGUCGCGCUUGACGCGGAAAAGAUAACUGAUGAUAUUUUAUCAAUCGCAAGCACCACAUCCAAUAAAACAAACGAAAGCGAAGAUAGCCCAACGAUCCGUGACGAGGAUAGCCCAACGAUCCGUGACGAGGAAACAGAAGCAACUGUGACGUCACAGACGCAGGAAACUGCUCUUGCGAAGGACGAAGAAAAAGUCGAGUCCGAAUCCUCGGACGAUAAAGAGGCAAUCGACGUUGAUGACGUCACGGUCAAUGACGUCACUACUCCCGAGUCUCAUGACGUCACUGCUACUGAUUCUGCUGACGUCACGACGAGUGAGACUAACUCCGUGUCCACCAAAACUGAUGACGUCAUGGAAAACGGUACUGAUGACGUCAUUGCACAGGCCAAAGUGAAUGACGUACAUGAGCAAACUUCCGAAGCUUUAUCUACACCAAUCGAAACUAAAGUCGUGAGCAAAGCCUUGGAACUUAGCGACGAAUCAAAUCACGAUUCGAAAGACAAAGAGUCCACUAAGGAGAAGGGGGCUGAGUUGAGAAGCAGAAUUCGACGCUACAGACGCACCGAAGGCGACAAGAAGCCCGACUGUGACGUCACAGAGGUCUCGACUGGGCCACCAGAAAUUGAAAGUGACCGGAAGUCCGAGCCGCGACGCCGUCGACGUAUUCGCUCGCAAAAGACGCCGCCCAGCAGCGCUGCCUCGAGCCCAGAGGCGGAAGAAGCUCCCGGCCCGAAAAUCGAGUCUGAAGUCCCGCAGGAGAAAGAAAAAACAGCCGAGGUUGAGGCGGUACCUCCCGUGAAAGAAAAGCGCGACGAGGUGGCUACGAGCGAUGCUGUAACCGGAGACGAGAGGCCAAACAAAUCGGAUAUAAAAGUGAAGCGAGUGCGUUCCAUGCCAGGACAUUCAGUACAAGAGAUCACAGUCACCGAGGUCGAUUUAAACGAGCAUCCACAAGCUUCACUUCAAGAGACAAAAACUGCAACUGCAGACAAAAUUCCUACACCAGAAGAUAAACCAUCAGAAAAAAGCAACGAGACACAAGAGGAAAAUGUAACCGACCACCCGCCUAACCGCAUUGUGUGUGCAUGUGCAUGGAAAUACGCUGACGCUGACCAAUUACUUGACGUUGAAGACAUGAUGAUUAUGGGCAACCGACCUGACAGCAAAUGUGUCUUCACAUACGUCCAGUCUUUAUACAACAAGUUACGUCGGUUCGAAAAGCCCCUGACCCCUCUUUCACCCACCUUUAAAGUAAUGGGUGGACUUUCACCCACCGCCAAACUCCUCGCCAGCGAGGAGGCGGGAAAGUCCCAAAGAUGA
Messenger RNA from Ciona intestinalis (vase tunicate), 2910 nucleotides. Lineage: Eukaryota; Metazoa; Chordata; Ascidiacea; Phlebobranchia; Cionidae. The record is from RefSeq and is a predicted model, not a curated record.